AUGGGGGCGGAUGUCGAAGCCGCCGGGCUGAAGAAACUAGAGUACCUUUCUUUAGUUUCCAAAGUAUGCUCGGAGCUGGAGACGCAUCUAGGGUUUGGCGACAAGGUCCUGGCUGAAUUCAUCACGGAGAUGGGUCGGAAUUGCGACAACGUGGACGAAUUUGACGCCAAAUUGAAGGAGAACGGAGCCGAGAUGCCGGAUUACUUCGUCCGCACGCUCCUCACGAUCAUUCACGCGAUUCUGCCGCCGAAAGAGAAGUUGAAAUCGGAAAAUGAGUUGAAAGAGGGGGCCAAAUCCGCGUUUUCUGCUCUAAAAAUCAAGGACGGAAAGGACAGGGUGAAAGAGCUGGAGAAGGAGAUCGAAGAUGAAGUGAGGAAUCAGAGGAGAUUGGAGGAUGACGAGUAUAACAAGUCCAGGGAUAGGGACAGACGAGACCGAAGAAGAGAUCGAGAUAGGGAGAAGGGUGGAGAAAGGGGCAGAUAUGAAGAUAGAGAUGGGGAGAAGGGUGGAGAAAGGGGCAGGUAUGAAGAUAGGGAGGAGAGGGGCAGGCAUGGGGAUAGAGAUGGCUAUGGAAACGAGAAGGGAAGGCGAAGAGAUGGUGACAGGGACAGGGAUAGGGACAGGGACAGAGACAGAGACAGGGACAGGAAUAGAGGCGAAAGGGAUUGGAGGAACUCACACGAGCGAGAGAGGGAAAACUGGUCGGAUGAGCCAGAAUUGUACCAAGUUUACAAAGGAAGGGUUUCCCGGGUCAUGGACAAGGGAUGCUUUGUACAGCUUCAGGAUUUCCGAGGAAAAGAGGGUCUUGUCCACGUGUCCCAGAUUGCGACCCGUAGGAUCUCGAAUGCUAAGGACGUGGUCAAGAGGGAUCAGGAGGUCUACGUGAAGAUCAUCUCUGCUAAUGGGAACAACCUGAGCCUUUCGAUGAGGGACGUGGACCAGAAUACAGGUAAGGACCUCUUGCCCUUGAGGAAGAGUGACGUGGAUGGGGACCGUGCUGUGGCCAACCCCUCGUCUAGAAACAGCAAUGGUGAAGGAGGCACAGGGAGCAGGAUUGGUCUGUCAGGAAUCCGGAUCACGGAUGAGUACGAUACCGGGCCCUCCCGGAGGCCUCUGAAGCGGAUGAGUUCACCCGAGCGGUGGGAGGCCAAGCAGUUGAUUGCUUCUGGCGUGAUGAGCAUGAAGGAGCUGCCAAUGUUUGACGAGGAGGGUGAUGGGGUUCUGUACCGGGAGGAAGGCGCGGAGGAGGAGCUGGAGGUCGAGCUGAAUGAGGAUGAGCCAGCCUUCCUGCAGGGACAGAGCAGGUACUCCAUGGACAUAUCCCCCGUGAAGAUAUUCAAGAACCCAGAGGGUUCCCUGAGCCGUGCGGCUGCACUUCAGUCAGCCCUGAUAAAGGAGAGGCGGGAAGUUAGGGAACAACAGCAGAGGACAAUGCUGGAUUCAAUCCCCAAGGAUCUGAAUCGGCCGUGGGAGGAUCCCAUGCCCGAAACAGGCGAGAGGCAUCUCGCUCAGGAACUGAGGGGCGUUGGGCUGUCAGCGUACGAUAUGCCUGAGUGGAAGAAGGACGCGUAUGGGAAAGCCCUGACCUUCGGGCAGAGGUCAAAGCUUUCGAUCCAGGAGCAGAGGCAGAGCCUGCCGAUCUACAAGCUGAAGAAGGAGCUGAUUCAGGCGUGCAACGAUAACCAGGUGCUGGUCGUCAUUGGCGAGACCGGGUCAGGAAAGACAACCCAGGUGACGCAGUACCUGGCGGAGGCGGGCUACACGACCAGGGGCAAGAUUGGGUGUACGCAACCCCGUAGGGUGGCAGCCAUGUCUGUGGCGAAGAGGGUGGCUGAGGAAUUUGGCUGCCGCCUGGGGGAGGAGGUAGGGUACGCUAUUCGAUUCGAGGACUGCACAAGCCCGGAGACCGCGAUCAAGUACAUGACGGAUGGUAUGCUCCUGAGGGAGAUUCUGGUCGACGAGGACUUGUCACAGUACUCGGUGAUAAUGCUGGAUGAGGCUCACGAGAGGACGAUCCACACUGAUGUCCUUUUUGGACUGCUGAAGCAGCUUGUGAAGAGGAGGCCCGACCUUCAUCUGAUUGUCACAUCAGCAACUCUGGAUGCAGAGAAGUUUUCUGGGUACUUCUUCAACUGCAACAUAUUUACUAUUCCAGGAAGGACUUUCCCUGUGGAGAUACUCUACACCAAGCAGCCGGAGAGUGACUACCUGGAUGCAUCACUGAUUACUGUUAUGCAGAUCCACUUGACUGAACCCGAAGGUGAUAUACUUCUGUUCUUGACCGGUCAGGAGGAGAUUGAUUAUGCGUGUCAGUGUCUGUAUGAGAGGAUGAAGGGUCUUGGUGGAAAUGUGCCGGAGCUGAUUAUUUUACCUGUGUAUAGUGCUCUGCCUAGUGAAAUGCAGUCCAGGAUUUUUGAUCCAGCGCCUCCGGGAAAGAGAAAAGUGGUGGUCGCCACCAAUAUUGCCGAGGCUUCUUUGACUAUCGAUGGCAUAUUCUAUGUUAUUGAUCCGGGUUUCGCUAAACAGAAUGUAUACAACCCAAAGCUGGGUCUCGACUCGCUCGUGAUAACCCCCAUAUCGCAAGCGUCAGCCAAGCAGAGGGCGGGUAGAGCGGGACGUACUGGGCCUGGAAAGUGCUACCGCCUUUACACAGAAAGUGCAUUCCACAAUGAGAUGUUGCCCACUUCGAUUCCAGAGAUACAGAGGAUUAAUCUCGCGAUGACUACUCUUAAUUUGAAAGCUAUGGGAAUUAAUGAUCUUUUGUCUUUUGACUUUAUGGAUCCUCCUGCAGCUCAGGCCCUCAUUUCUGCUAUGGAACAGCUGUACAGUUUGGGGGCUCUGGAUGAAGAGGGGUUGCUCACUAAAUUGGGUAGGAAAAUGGCCGAGUUUCCUUUGGAUCCUCCACUGUCCAAAAUGCUUCUGGCCAGCGUGGACCUCGGCUGCAGUGAUGAGAUUUUGACCAUCAUUGCUAUGAUCACAACCGGUAAUAUCUUCUAUCGACCGAGGGAAAAACAGGCUCAGGCAGAUCAGAAGAGGGCAAAGUUUUUCCAGCCAGAAGGCGACCAUUUGACUCUACUUGCUGUGUAUGAAGCAUGGAAGGCAAAGAAUUUUUCGGGCCCGUGGUGUUUCGAGAAUUUUGUUCAGUCUCGUUCGUUGAGGAGGGCACAGGAUGUUAGGAAACAACUUCUCUCCAUCAUGGACAAGUACAAGCUAGACGUCGUGAGUGCUGGCAAGAACUUUCAGAAGAUCCGCAAAGCCAUAGCUGCUGGCUUCUUUUACCAUGCCGCUAGGAAGGACCCACAAGAAGGCUAUAGGACACUGGUCGAGAACCAGGUGGUUUAUAUUCAUCCAAGCAGUGCCUUGUUCCAGAGACAGCCGGACUGGGUUAUCUAUCACGAGCUGGUCAUGACAACUAAGGAGUAUAUGCGUGAGGUGACUGUAAUAGAUCCUAAGUGGCUUGUUGAGCUGGCACCGAGGUUCUUCAAGGUGUCUGAUCCUACAAAAAUGAGCAAGCGAAAGAGGCAGGAGAGAAUUGAGCCGCUAUAUGAUAGAUAUCACGAACCGAAUUCUUGGCGUUUGAGCAAAAGGCGUGCUUGA
Molecule: messenger RNA, 3597 nt
Organism: Striga hermonthica
Lineage: Eukaryota; Viridiplantae; Streptophyta; Magnoliopsida; Lamiales; Orobanchaceae
Source: the annotation of a GenBank genome assembly